CGUCACUAUCAGCCUUCUCGUCCAUUUCUUCUUUCGACGAAGACAUUCUGUCCAACGGAUAUACAAAAUGAAGCCUGCCAAAUUGAGACCGUUCCUACCACGGCCCGCAAUUCGACAGAGAAUAUGUCUCUCAAGAAGCUAUGCAGUUCAAGCUCCUGGAACACCAACGCUACAAGUGUUCAAUCGAAAUACGAAAUACCUGCAGAAGGAACGAGCAGCUGCGAAUGUGGAGAGAAGUCGCAAGGUAGAUUAUCUCAAAGAUGAGGUGGCUAUGAGGUUAUCUGAGAGGUUACUAGAUAUCGAUCGGCACUUCAACCAUGUCCUCGAUCUGGGCGCCAACUCAUGUAAUAUAGCACGCGCACUUACACUGCCAGAUCCAGACCCUGAUCCUUCGAAGACUUCUUCUCCGCCUCUAUCCUCUCGAUUAUCGCACCUCACAGCUGCAGAAUCCUCUCGUGGCAUGCUAUACCGUGACGCCGAUUUACCAUUCAAUAAAGAUAUCAAUCUCACACGCGAAGUACUCGACGAUGAAGAGCGAUUACCCUUCGAAGCCAAUACUUUUGAUGCUGUCUUGAGCUCACUGAGUAUGCAUUGGAUCAACGACCUACCUUCGCUACUGGCACAAAUCAACAAUGUUUUAAAACCAGAUGCUCCAUUCAUGGGAGCAAUGUUUGGCGGAGAUACACUGUACGAAUUACGGACAUCAUUACAACUUGCAGACAUGGAAAGAAGGGGCGGUGUGUCUCCUCAUGUAUCACCAUUGGCAGAUGUUAGAGAUAUGGGAGGGCUAUUGCAAAAGGCAGGGUUUAAGAUGCUCACGAUCGAUGUGGAUGAUAUCAUCGUCGAUUAUCCUGAUACACUUGCGUUGAUGCAAGAUCUACAGGCAAUGGGAGAGAGUAAUGCCAUCCUUGGGAGGGAAGCGGGAGCUAUUAAGCGGGAUGUCUUACUUGCGAAUGAGGGCAUAUAUCGAGAGUUCUAUGGCAACGAAGACGGAUCCAUACCAGCGACUUUCAGGAUGAUAUAUAUGAUUGGUUGGAAAGAAGGGCCGAAUCAAGCUAAACCUCUACCUAGAGGAAGUGGGCAAAUCAACAUAACAGACAUACUUGGUGGUGGCGAGGUCAAAUGAGCUUGAGUUGGGCGAUCGACUGGUUCUUUGACGCCCGCAAAAGAGUCUCAGGCUUCCAUUGCAAUCGUCCGAGAGUCUUCUGGUAUUGAUGCUAACUCACUACGAAAUGGUGUGCUACUACUGGUAGACUAGGGACAAAUGGACCUUCUAAGACAGGGACGCUGCCAGCGAAUUGUAUAGAGCUGCAUGGUUGUACAAUAUGUUUGUGUAAAUACUGUAGAUACAAUAGCUUACGAAUCUCAUUG
Messenger RNA from Mollisia scopiformis, 1371 nucleotides. Its product is annotated as S-adenosyl-L-methionine-dependent methyltransferase. Gene Ontology annotation, cellular component: mitochondrion. Gene Ontology annotation, biological process: mitochondrial respiratory chain complex I assembly. Lineage: Eukaryota; Fungi; Ascomycota; Leotiomycetes; Helotiales; Mollisiaceae. The coding region runs from base 68 to 1126 and encodes 352 amino acids. The record is from RefSeq and is a predicted model, not a curated record. The transcript is spliced from 2 exons. Gene Ontology annotation, molecular function: S-adenosylmethionine-dependent methyltransferase activity.